Molecule: messenger RNA, 2082 nt
Organism: Fraxinus pennsylvanica
Lineage: Eukaryota; Viridiplantae; Streptophyta; Magnoliopsida; Lamiales; Oleaceae
Source: the annotation of a GenBank genome assembly
AUGAACGCCGUGGGGAGGCAGAGAUCCGGUGCAUCGACGGCAAACCACCAGCGGCAGUACUCGGACAACUUGAUAGACACUUCAUCGAAUGGACGGUGGCUACAAUCAGCUGGUCUCCAACACCUACAGUCAAACAAUGCAGUUCCUCCUCUUCAGGAUUUUAAUGGCGGGGGUCAGGGUUCAAGAAUGUACAGGAGUGUGCAAGCACAGAGGAAUUAUAGUGGAGGAAGUGAUUUGUUUGGGGAUCCAUUGACACCAACUGGGGAUUCAUGGCCUGCUGGCCGGAGAAUGAAUGUGGAGGAGCAAGUUUCCCCGAAUGAGUAUAGCCCUGGACUAUUGGAUUUGCAUUCUUUUGAUACCGAGCUUCUCCCUGAGGGGAAAAGUUUUGAUGACUCUGAGCCUUACCUCGGAAACAGCAAACAUGCCAGUAGAGCUUCUGUGACACUGGAGAACAAUGCGUCCAAAAGCCUUGCUGCUGAUAAUGUGAAAGCCAGCAAUGUUGCAAAGAUCAAAGUGGUGGUGCGCAAAAGACCACUAAAUAAGAAAGAAGUGACAAAGAAUGAGGAAGACAUCAUAGAAACGCAUUCUAAUUCUCUCGUUGUUCAUGAGACAAAACUUAAGAUUCUAUGCUGGUCUAUCUUCCAGCUCCUACUGUCUGUCUCUGACCGCCUAUUGCAGUCACUGCUGGACGCCUUGCUAAGUUCUUUUACAGCUGUCCAGAUAACACAUUCGGUGUAUCGUGAAACUGUGGAGCCCAUUGUUCCAAUAAUUUUCCAACGCACCAAAGCAACUUGCUUUGCUUAUGGGCAAACAGGAAGUGGCAAAACUUAUACUAUGAAACCACUGCCCCUUAAAGCAUCUAGGGAUAUCUUCCAGCUUAUGCACCAUACUUACAGGAACCAAGGCUUUUGUUUGUUCGCCAGCUUCUUUGAGAUAUACGGAGGAAAACUCUUUGAUCUACUCAGUGAUAGGAAGAAACUUUGCAUGAGAGAGGACGGAAAACAGCAAGUUUGUAUUGUGGGCUUGCAAGAGUACAAAGUAUCAGAUGUGGAGACAAUUAAGGAUCUCAUUGAGAAAGGUAAUGCAACUAGAAGUACGGGCACCACUGGUGCAAAUGAGGAGUCAUCUCGAUCACAUGCUAUUCUUCAGCUUACGAUUAAGAGGUCAGUUGAUGGUAGCGAAUCCAAACCCCCUCGAGUUGUUGGCAAGCUCUCUUUCAUAGACCUUGCUGGAAGUGAACGCGGUGCAGACACUACUGAUAACGAUAAACAAACAAGAAUGGAAGGAGCCGAGAUCAAUAAAAGUUUGCUCGCACUGAAGGAGUGUAUUAGAGCACUUGACAAUGAUCAAGGCCACAUUCCAUUUAGGGGCAGUAAAUUAACUGAAGUUCUGAGGGAUUCGUUUGUUGGAAAUUCUCGUACUGUAAUGAUAUCAUGCAUUUCACCUAACUCAGGAUCCUGUGAACACACUUUAAACACACUGCGAUAUGCCGACAGGGUCAAGAGCCUAUCUAAAGGGAACAGCUCCAAGAAAGAUGUGUUUUCUUCAAUAUCAAAUCUGAAGGAGUCGACAACACAACCCUUGUCUUCUGCUUUACCACCUACCGAGACAUUUGAAGACAAUACGGGCGGUUCAUGGCCUGAACAAACUGAUAAUGAAUAUUAUGAUGAAGACUCCUAUGAGCAAGAGAAGCCAUCAAGGAAGAACUCAAAAGUCGAGGCAUACAAUUUCUCUAACUCGGAAGAUAAGACGAGGAGAACCAAUGGCCAGACCAAGUGGAAAGAGCAACCUGAGUUGGAUAUUAAAAAUUCAGAAGAUAAUCUGAAUGCUCUUUUGAUGGAAGAAGAAGAUCUCGUGAAUGCUCACAGGAGACAAGUAGAGGAAACAAUGGAUAUCGUCAGAGAGGAGAUGAAUCUAUUGGUCAAGGCAGAUCAACCAGGAAAUCAGUUGGAUGAUUACAUCUCGAAAUUGAAUACAAUCCUAUCUCAGAAAGCAGCUGGUAUCUUACAGUUACAGAAUCGUUUGGCUCGUUUUCAACAGCGCUUGAAGGAGCACAAUGUUUUAGUGUCGUCUGGUUAUUGA